CUCCUCGAUAACCCCCUAUUAAAUUCUCCCCCAUCUAGGGUUUGGGCAGCCCCCACUUCACCUCCGCUUCCUGUAAUCCUAUCUCUAUCCGUCGCGUUUGUUUGCGCUUGUCUCCAUGGCUACAGCGGCGGCGAAGCGGAAGCCGGUGUUCGUCAAGGUGGACCAGCUCAAGCCCGGCACGGCCGGCCACACGCUCGUCGCCAAGGUGCUCAGCUCCAAUACCGUCCUCCAGAAGGGCCGCCCCGCCGCCGCCGCCGCCGGACCGGCGGCGCGGCCCACGAGGAUCGCGGAGUGCCUCAUCGGCGACGAGACCGGCUGCAUCCUCUUCACCGCCCGCAACGAGCAGGUUGACGUGUUGAAGCCUGACAGCACUGUUAUUAUCCGCAAUGCAAAGAUUGACAUGUUCAAAGGUUCAAUGAGGCUUGCUGUGGACAAAUGGGGUCGCGUCGAAGUCACUGAACCGGCAAGCUUCACUGUGAAGGAGGAAAACAACCUCUCACUUGUGGAGUAUGAGCUUGUCAACGUUGCUGAAGAGUGAAGGUCUUGUUCAUCUCGUUUGUUAACCAGAACGCUUGUUGGUAAAGAAAGUUGCAUCAUCAAGAACGAUAACUUGAUAAGAUGAUGGAGCUUAUGAAGUAGAUUAGAGCUGUUGGGUUGAACUAGUUCAAGCUCCUUAUUAUCAUGCAUUUAUGCCUAUGAAUGGAUAUUAGUUGCUGCAGCGUUGUCGUUGUAUGAACAAACGCCACGUGCUGAGCAGUUAAUACGCUGAUGCAUCUUGAGCUCUUCUGAAUGGAUUGAUGCGUUUGAGAA
Phragmites australis (common reed) is the source of this 810-nucleotide messenger RNA. RefSeq lists its product as uncharacterized. The transcript has 2 exons. The record is from RefSeq and is a predicted model, not a curated record. Bases 116 to 538 code for a protein of 140 amino acids. Lineage: Eukaryota; Viridiplantae; Streptophyta; Magnoliopsida; Poales; Poaceae.